This is a messenger RNA of Anopheles coustani, 485 nucleotides long. RefSeq lists its product as uncharacterized. Bases 72 to 380 code for a protein of 102 amino acids. The transcript is spliced from 3 exons. The record is from RefSeq and is a predicted model, not a curated record. Lineage: Eukaryota; Metazoa; Arthropoda; Insecta; Diptera; Culicidae. Gene Ontology annotation, cellular component: mitochondrial inner membrane.
AUUGUAAAAAUCCGGAUCGCUAGUCGUAUCGACAGAGAAAAGUCGAAGUCGGCGUCGUCGAACGAACAAAAAUGCUGACUUCCCGUGCCCUUCUGGUCGGCCGGUUGCUGCAGCGUACAGUGGCCGGGCAUAGCAAAAUCAACUCGAACGCCGUCCGAGCUCAGUUCGUCCGCCAUGGACACGACUGGUCGUAUCGCGUGAAUGGACCAAAGCCCGAGUUGGCCUCGAGACUCGGUGCCCAGAUUGCUGGCGGUUUCAUGUGGUGGUGGGUCCUAUGGCACCUGUUCCACGAGUACGAGCAUAUUACGGGCGAAUUUGACUAUCCCGACCCGUCCAGUUGGACCAACGCCGAGCUAGGAAUCCCGACAGAAGAUGAGUAAGCCAACUGCCAGCAAACAGAACGUGCUAAAUCUGCGCUUUAUAACAUCCCAUGGAUUUGUUGUGGAAAAAAUCGGUUGUAAAUAAACAGUGGCAACUGUAGGUAA